AUGCAGCAUACAGGCAUCAUGCUGAUUGUGUUCUUGGAAUAUUUUAUUUCUGGCCAUGGGGAAGCAGAUCCCACAAGGCUACGAGCCUUCCGCUGUAAUGGCCGUUCUUGCAACCCUCCAGUGGGAAACCUUGCAACAGGGAGGACACCAGUCACUCUCACCACGUGUGGCCAGAACAGUACAGAACUGUACUGCUUCUACCCAGACCAGAAUCUCCUCCAUCAGGUCUCCCAUGGCUGCGGGCAUCCUCGCUGCACCAAAUGUAAUGCCAACCAGCCUGAUAACUCGCAUCUCCCUGCUGACAUGACAGAUGAUUUCUUUGCAAACCCCAUCUCCUGGUGGCAGUCUGCCCAAGGCGUACACAGGGAAGAAAUCAGACUGGACUUUGAAACAGAAUUCUACCUGACCCAUGUCAUUGCUGUGUUCAAAUCACCUCGCCCAGCUGCGAUGGUGUUGGAAAGAUCCCAGGACUAUGGGCAAACUUGGAGGCCCUACAAGUAUUUCUCUGUCAACUGUACAGCGACUUUUGGGCUCCAGGAUGAUGUCAUUGAGGAGAGCUCCAUGUGCACUUCCAGGUAUUCACAUGCAGUGCCCUGCACCAGAGGAGAGGUGAUUUAUCGUGCCUUAAGUCCAGCUAACAAGAUCGAAGACCCCUAUAGUCCUGAGGCUCAAGAUCUCCUGAAACUCACCAACCUCCGCCUCCUUUUGUUAAAAAGACAGGAAUGUCCAUGCCAUGGUUCGGAAUUGGUAGAGAAACCUCAGAGAUUUGCCCACUAUGCUAUUUAUGACCUGAUCAUCCGGGGAAGCUGCUUUUGCAAUGGGCACGCAGAGGAAUGCGAGCUUGCCAACAGCACAGGAGUCAUGGAGAACGUGGUCCAUGGGACGUGUGUGUGUAGACACAACACAGCAGGGGAGCACUGUGAGAAAUGUGCACCGCUAUACAAUGAUCAGCCUUGGAAGCCAGGAGAUGGAAAAACAGGGGCACCAAAUGAAUGCAGAAAGUGUCGCUGUCACAACCAUGCUGACAGCUGCCAUUUUGACCUGAGUGUUUGGCUGGCAUCAGGAAAGCGCAGUGGUGGAGUCUGUGACAACUGCAAGCACAACACCGAGGGACAUCGGUGUCAAAGGUGCAAACCAGGGUAUUACCGAGACAGAGGGAAGCCCAUGUCUUCUACAGAGGUCUGCAAACCUUGCGCCUGCCAGCCAAUGGGUUCAGCCAACGCAACUUUCAGCAGAAGCUGGCGAUGCCACCCCAAGACGGGAUUCUGCUACUGCAAGCCGGGUGUGGCAGGCCCCAACUGCGAUAGAUGUCUCAUGGGCUACUGGGGCUUUGGAGAAAAUGGCUGUCGCCCUUGUGACUGUGCCAGAGACUGCGACCAACAUACUGGAAGCUGUUUCAAUGGCUAUGACAAUGAGCCUUUCUUUAACAUCCCCAUUGGGGGACGAAUCCCUGACCUUGUGCAAAUGCCAACCAACGAGAGCGAAGAGGAGUGGAAAUGGAAUGACCAUGAGCAGGGAUUUUCUGCACUGAGGCACCCAGAAAAGUGUGUGUGCAAAGAAAAGGUGCUUGGAAGCGUCACUGACUUCUGCCAAAUGAAAUAUGCUUACGUGAUAAAAGCAAGAAUCCUAUCAGCUCAUGACAAAGGGACCCACGCAGAAGUAGUUGUGAAAGUGAAGAAGGUCCUGAAAUCAGGCAAGGUGAAAAUUGCUCGGAGCAACAGAAGCAUUUACCCAGAAUCCUGGACCAACAGGGGAUGUACAUGUCCCAUUCUCAAUCCUGGCACUGACUAUCUUAUAGCAGGCCAGGAGGACUCUAGGACCAGCAAACUCCUUGUGAACAUGAACAGCCUGGUGAAACCCUGGAAAGCGUAUUUGGGAAAACAAGUAUCAGAUAUUCUUCGAACUGGGUGCAAAUAA
Molecule: messenger RNA, 1917 nt
Organism: Balearica regulorum gibbericeps (East African grey crowned-crane)
Lineage: Eukaryota; Metazoa; Chordata; Aves; Gruiformes; Gruidae
Product: netrin-4
Biological process (GO): substrate adhesion-dependent cell spreading; tissue development; axon guidance
Cellular component (GO): laminin trimer
Molecular function (GO): protein binding
Source: RefSeq, a predicted model, not a curated record